GUUCAGUUGUUUUACAGUGAACAUCAGUGUGCUGUCUGUGUGAUGGGUUUUUUACAGCAUUCAUACCUACAACUUCUGAAUAUACUAAUAGCAGCCUUAUCAGAAUGUAAAGCUGAGACACGGACAUCCUGUGUCGCUUCGGGCAGCAUCACCUACAUGCAUGUGCAGGGUGACAAUGUAUCCAUUUCUUGUCUAAACACCACCCAUAACUCAAAUACAUUUAGAUUGAAACUACGCAGAACCAACCAAGACACAGACAUCCUUCUGUAUCCAAAUAUAUCAUCACAUCAUCAGAGGUGGUCUGUUAGAAAUAAUACUGGAAAUGUUACAGUUGAUCUGAAAGACAUUGUUUCAUUGGAUGCUGGCCAUUAUGAAUGUGAGGUGCACAUGGAUUCAGAGUGUAUUACAACCCAAUUUAAUCUGAAGGUCAAAGAGUGUAAAGUCCUGAAGCCAGUCUGGACAACGCCAAAGUCUUCAAUCACGCUACCGUGUCCUGAACUUCUAAACGUGACCUGGGAAGUCGUUCAUGGUGACCAAUCGAUAGAGAUCACCAACUAUUCAUGCAAGCACUCACAAAGGACGCAAGGAGCCACGAAGCCCCUGUGUGAGAGAUCAAAAAGAAACAACACAUCUCUGAUCAUACGUGAUGUGGUAAACAGCGAUGCGUUGUGGUAUCGCUGCAGAGGGAAUAAAACAUGCUAUGAUGUGAAGCUGCAGAUGAAAGACUAUGAAACGUCUCACGAAACCACAGCUUUGUCAACCACAGUGAGCACAGAUGCACCAGCUUCAGCUGUCAGUAAUGUUGGUCAGAAGGAGGACAGCAGGAGCUCGACUGCAGCAGUGGCCUCUGUUUUAUCUGUGUGUAUCGUCGCAUCCCUGAUCAUCUGUGUUAUUAUCUAUCUGAAAAUACGAAAGAGCGAAACCACCAGCCAAAAUGAAUUUAGACAGAACUCCUUAUAUUUUGCUCGGGAUUCUGUAUAUUAUUCCCAGAUUUCAGAAGGGCUGCAAUUCCCAUUGUAUCAUUUACUGGAAAAUAAUUCAGAAGCCUUGACCACCUUUGGUGAUGUACAAACAGAAGCUGCUGCGUGUAGAUACGUCAGCCAGUCUGCAACAAAAUGUAGCUCUUAAUAUGUUUUUCACUCAAGUUAUAUUUUCACUAGCAGGUCCUUUUGUCUAACUUCUACCUUGGAAUUGAUGGCAUCUUUCACAAGUUUUGAUAAAAUUCAGAAUCUGUCAUCAGCAUUUCUUAAAUGCUACUGUGGAAUGCGAUUAUGAUUUUUUUCUGAUAUGUUCGGUUGUCAAGUGUUUUGUUUUUAAGCUUUUUGGUUUAUAUAAACUGUGACAGAUUUGUUUUGUGAGAGACUCAUAACACAAAAAGACUGACAUUAUACAUUAUAUAGACACAUAAAUCGCCAG
This is a messenger RNA of Triplophysa rosa, 1416 nucleotides long. RefSeq lists its product as uncharacterized. The record is from RefSeq and is a predicted model, not a curated record. NCBI's taxonomy places the organism in Eukaryota, Metazoa, Chordata, Actinopteri, Cypriniformes, Nemacheilidae. The transcript is spliced from 8 exons. The coding region runs from base 43 to 1128 and encodes 361 amino acids.